Messenger RNA from Cariama cristata (Red-legged seriema), 1761 nucleotides. Its product is annotated as integrin alpha-V-like. The record is from RefSeq and is a predicted model, not a curated record. Gene Ontology annotation, biological process: cell-matrix adhesion; integrin-mediated signaling pathway; cell-cell adhesion. The transcript is spliced from 18 exons. Lineage: Eukaryota; Metazoa; Chordata; Aves; Cariamiformes; Cariamidae. The annotation marks the transcript as partial. Gene Ontology annotation, cellular component: integrin complex; external side of plasma membrane. Gene Ontology annotation, molecular function: integrin binding.
AUGUGUGGCUGCCAAGUUAUCAGGAGACUGGAACAGGCUCUAAUGGUGUUAAAUUUUGAGAUUAUGCCUAUGGAGACUGAUAGUUUGCCUGCUGAAAUAGCCCAAAAUAGUGGUAUGCAGUGUUCUCCUGACACAGGCCCGUGUCCUGCCCGUUGCUGCAGAGGGAUGAGCGCGGACAGGGUGCAGAGCGGGAUGCCUGCGGACUCCCCCAAGCUGUUGGAGGGGAAGCAAAGGAAGAUAUUUCUUCUGGUGGGAGCUCCAAAAGCGAACACUACCCAGCACAACAUCGUAGAAGGAGGCCAGGUGCUGAAAUGUAACUGGAAUUCCAACAGAAACUGCCAGCCGAUUGUGUUUGACUCCACAGGCAACAGAGAUUUCGCUCCUGAUGAUCCGCUGGAAUUUAAGUCUCAUCAGUGGUUUGGAGCUUCUGUGAGAUCCAGAAAUGAUAAAAUUCUGGCCUGUGCCCCAUUGUACCACUGGAGAACGGAAACCAAACAGGAGAGAGAACCUGUAGGAACUUGUUACCUGCUUGCCGGAUCUAAAUCCGUAGAAUAUGCACCCUGCAGGUCAACCACUAUUGAUGCAGAUGGACAGGGAUUUUGUCAAGGUGGAUUUAGUAUCGACUUUACCAAGGGAGACAGAGUGCUACUUGGAGGACCUGGAAGUUUUUACUGGCAAGGCCAACUUAUUUCUGAUCGAGUGACAGAGAUUGUUGCUAAAUAUGACUCCAAAGUCUACAGUACAAAGUAUGAUGACCAGUUAGCAACCAGACCUGCCAGUGCUGCUUUUGAUGACAGCUACUUGGGUUAUUCGGUGGCUGUUGGAGACUUCAGUGGUGAUGGCAUAGAAGACUUUGUAUCGGGAGUCCCAAGAGCGGCAAGAACUCUGGGCAUGGUGUCUAUUUACAAUGGGAAAAACAUGUCUUCCAUGUACAACUUCACUGGAGAGCAGAUGGCUGCCUAUUUUGGGUAUUCAGUGGCUGCUACAGAUAUCAAUGGGGACAAUUAUACAGAUUUGUUUAUUGGAGCCCCUCUUUUUAUGGAUCGAGGUUCUGAUGGGAAACUUCAAGAGGUCGGCCAAGUUUCCAUUUGCCUUCAACGAGCCUCUGGAGGGUUUCAGAUCACAAAGCUGAAUGGUUUUGAGAUAUUUGCAAGAUUCAGCAGUUCUAUUGCACCUCUGGGGGAUCUAGAUCAGGAUGGCUUCAAUGAUAUUGCAGUUGCUGCACCGUAUGGUGGAGAGGACAAGAGAGGACUUGUCUAUAUCUACAAUGGAAGAGCAAAUGGUUUGAAUGCAGUCCCAUCUCAAAUUCUUGAAGGGCAGUGGGCUGCUCGCACUAUGCCACCCAGUUUUGGGUACUCACUGAAAGGAGCUACAGAUGUGGACAAAAAUGGAUAUCCAGACUUGAUUGUUGGAGCCUUUGGCGUUGACACAGCUGUUUUGUAUAGGGCUAGACCAGUUAUUAGAGUAAAUGCUGCCCUGGAAGUUAAUCCAACCAUUCUAAACCCAGAAAACAAAGCCUGUUCACUGUCAGAUGUAAAAGUUUCUUGCUUCAAAGUCAAGUUCUGCUUAAAAGCGGAUGGCAAAGGAAAGCUCCCUAAUUCACUCAAUUUCCAAGUGGAGCUCCUGUUGGAUAAACUUAAGCAGAAAGGAGCUAUAAGGAGAGCUCUCUUUCUCCACAGCAAACAGCCUAGCCACUCUAAGAACAUGACUAUUACAAAGGGAGGCAAAAUGAAUUGUGAAGAACUUGAUGCCUUUUUGAGG